Molecule: messenger RNA, 501 nt
Organism: Rotaria sp. Silwood2
Lineage: Eukaryota; Metazoa; Rotifera; Eurotatoria; Philodinida; Philodinidae
Source: the annotation of a GenBank genome assembly
AUGGUUGCUACAAAACCUUUUGCUGAUAUCAGUGUACAUAGUGCGUAUCCUGGCGAAUUAGAAAUACUUUUUAUGCUUGGUUCGAUCUUUCGCUUGACAGACAUCGGUCGCGAUGAGAGUGAUAAAGUAUCGAUCGUCAGAAUGACGCUAUGUAGUGAGUAUGCACAUGAUUUAAAACAAAUUUUUCUGCAUAUCAAACAGCAACUUGGCAGUGGAGAAACAAAUCUUCGAACAUUAGGAAAAGUAUUAUGGAAAAUGGGAGAAUUCGAUUUAGCCGAACAGUAUUUUACUCGUCUAUUAAAAGAAGCUCCACCAAACGAUGAUUUACUUGGUACUUUGUAUGAAGAUCUUGCCUUACUGGCGUCGCAGACACGUGACUAUAUGAAGAGUGUUCAGUGGUAUGAAAAAUCACUCGAACUCAAGAAUUCAAAACGACCGGAUGAUACAGAAGAUGUUAAACAGCCUAGCAAAAAUAGAGGUAAGUUCAUCGAAAAUUUAUGA